Molecule: messenger RNA, 6474 nt
Organism: Astyanax mexicanus (Mexican tetra)
Lineage: Eukaryota; Metazoa; Chordata; Actinopteri; Characiformes; Acestrorhamphidae
Gene: lurap1
Product: leucine rich adaptor protein 1
Exons: 2
Coding region: 447-1346 (299 amino acids)
Biological process (GO): positive regulation of canonical NF-kappaB signal transduction; positive regulation of cytokine production
Source: RefSeq, a predicted model, not a curated record
UUUUAAUGCGCUCGAUGUCACGCAGGUGGAAUCUGAGUCUGCGGCUGAUCGUUUUGAUCGUAGCCGAGGGGAGAGAGCGCGAGCGCGGCUCGUAGCGGCGGAGAUGAGCGCAGCGCGAGGGAGUGAGACUGGAGAGGUGUCAGUGCUGACAGAGGCGCUGGUGGACUGACUGACUGCUACAGGAUGCCUCUCUGCACGCGCCCCUGCGCAACUGUGCACGAGCAUCAGCGUGGAAAAGGCUAGAGGUGGGCUGGACGGGUUUGGAUCAUUAUCAGUUUAUUAUCAUCAUCCUGCCACCUUCAGUACUGAUGAUCAGGACCUGCAGGCUGUUUGAUGACCAGACAAGACUGUGAAGCACUGCCGCGUUCUCUGUGAGAGAUCCCAGCCAGAAAACUGGUGGUUUUCUUGUGGAGGUUUUACUGCGGGCUGCCUGAAGACACUCCGUGAUGGAUGAAGUUGGUGGCAGCGAAAGUGUCCCGGAUUUAAAGGACCUGGAGACUAAAGUGGGGAGGAAGACCCCUGAGGGGCUGCUGAAAUGGAUGCGUCAAGAAGCAGGACUCCAGGGUCACCCCAAGCCCACCUGCCCUGAGAGCAGCCAGUCUGAGAAGAAGGGCCUUGAUGAGAAGAUCAGGAGACUCAAAGUGGAGAUGGCUCACCUACGGGCAGUGGACGUGCGGAUUCUGCAGCAGCUGCUGGCGUUGCACGAGGGCAUUGAGGCAGUGAAGUGGCUGCUAGAAGAGCGCGGGCUGCUGACAAGUCACUGCAGCAGCCUGACCAGCAGCCAGUACAGCCUGGGAGAGGGGCCGGAUGCUUCAUGGAGGGGCAGCUGGAGUAGCCUGCCGGACCCCCACGACAAGCUGGACAACAUCUCCAUCGGCAGCUACUUGGACACGCUGGCAGACGACCUGGACGAGUACUGCCCCUCCAGCGGGGCGGAGUCUGUGGUCUGCUCUGCCCAACUGGGCACAGAAACAUCACAGGCAAAAAAUCAAAAGGCAAAACCUAAAGAAGUUGCCCCUAAAGAAGAUUCUCCAAAAGGACAGGUCAAAAAAGCACCUGAAGCAGACAGACCUUCUCCUGUGGUCAGCAAAGACUCUAAUCACACAGAACACAAGAAAGGUAAUAAUGGAGUCCUGGACACUGUGUUAAAGCAAGCUUCUGAGAUGGACUCCCCCAAAGCCCACCUGGCUGAGAAGUUGGGGAAGAACUUAAGCCCUAAUAAAGGCAAAGCAUACAAAAACGGCAAGGUGGAGCUGGAAAGCUGCAAAAUGAACGGCAAAGUGCAUUUGGAGUAUGAUGCGCACUGGCGCUGGGUGCAGUCGCAAGAUGAUGUAACCUUUUUGUGAGGAUUUAAACAAUGCAGCCUGACCAUGCAUUCACACUGGCAGAGGACACAGUGACAAGAUACCAGUCGUUUUUUAUGAUGGGAUGCAAUUUGUAGCCACAAUUUAGCUUAGCGACAAACUGUAAUCAACAAAUCGAAGAUUUGAGAUUUUCUGAACUUUUCCUAACUUGAACCAAUCACAGAAAUGGGGUUCUAAGGCCCCUAGCUUCUGUUGUGUGAAAAUUAUAGUUCAAAACAUAGAAGACAUGAUUAUUUAUAUGAUGCAUCUUUGCACAUAUAAACAUAGAACACUAAGUAAGGAAAUUUGUCUUUGGUAGAUUCUUUCUUUGUUGUAACAAUGCUUCUUGGCAGUAAACCCUGUUAAUUUUCCUUCACCCAUCUACCCACCCAGAGAGAGCAAGGCCAAUUGUGCUCUUAAAGGGCUUAGGUGGCCAAUGGCAAGCUGCAUGAACAGGAUUCGAACCGGCGAUCUCCUGAUGAUAGUGGCAGCACUUAGCCCGCUGGACCACUCAGAGCCCACAUUAAUAAAUUUCCCUUUUUGCCAAAUUUGCAUUGAAGAACAUGCAUUGGUGGGAUGAGCAGCAGAGCAUGUGGAUUGGGCUCAUAAAAAAUGACCAAAUCCUCUUAGCCAGUGCCAAACGGUUUAUUCUGCCAUUGACUUGUUUGAUGUUUGACGAUCUUCUUGGGGUGUCUCUGACAUCCCCUGCUAUACUAACCUUCUUGGCCUCCAGUUUGGAGAUACUGGUACCAGGGCUCACUCCAAAUAAUGCCACAACUUGGUUUUGAGGAACCCCAGCAUGAAGCUGCCCUAUCAUGCAGGCCCUAUCUAAAUCAGUCAAAUGUGGCAUGCCGAUUCUUGAAGCAUCCACCUAGUGGUCAGUGUAACAGCGCCCAUGUUCACAGGUGCUGCCAAUCAGGUACCAAAAUAAGUUCUUUGGCAAUGGCGGGAAAGAUUUGGCAACUGUUUCAUGCAUGCAACUCACAUACUUAGCUCUGCAGCUAAUCCCUCAAAUGCAUGACCCUUACAAAUGUGAUGAUGUGGCUUUCCAACUGUAUACGUUUUAUUGCCAAGAAGCUUUGUUACAACAAAGAAAUACCUAAUCUACCAAACACAAAUUUCCGUACGUUUGUGCUAUAUUUACAUGGUGAAAUGCAGCAGUGUUAUAGAAGGUAGUAGAUAAUUUGAUAGAUUAGCCAGCAUGCUAACUAUCUAUGCUAAAGCUUGCACACAUGUGACAAUGCAAGCAGCCUCAAACACGUGACUUGUCAGUGUCACCUGCCAGUGUGAACGCAUGGUAAGGUGUUGAACAUACUUUGUAACAGGUUUGCUCAAGGAGCUCCUGAUUCAAAUGCGUGCAUUAUUCUGGCAUAAAGAAAAAAAUAUGACACCAACACAGAUCCAUUUUCAUCGUUUUCACAGUCGUGUGGAAGUAAUAUUGUCAAUUGAGAACCAGAAACUUUUUUCACAGGUCCAUAUUACCAAUGGGUAAUAUCAGGGUCAGGGAUGGGGCAAGGGGGGGGUUAAACAUGGGCACUGUGUGGGUUGUACAUUACUCAUGGGGCCCAGAUGGGAUUAUGGUUGACUGUAAUGACGGGGCUCAUCUGGGAAGGCCAACUGAAUCCCCAUCCCAUGCUCAUGUGUAACCCACCUAGCCCAUGUUCCACCCAUGUUAGCCCCACAUGAGAAUAUUGUCUGGGAUAUAGUGCACACCUUUGAAUCAAGUCAGUUUGGUGUAUUUCUUUAUCAAUACGCACUACGGUCCGUUUACAAAAAUACUGACUGCUGAGGUUAACGAUUAAGUGGAUUAAAACAUGGUUCUCAACCUUAGUCUUGGCGUACCUCCUGUUCUGCACAUUUAAUAAUAGGGUUGACCAAUCGCCGCCCUGUAUAUACGUAUCCCACCCCACAGUAUUACCUGGGAAUGUUAUCUCACUCAGUUAAUCCAGAUUACCUGAAGAGUAUCUGAAUAUUAGAAUCAGAGGUGUUAGAUCUGAACUGUGCAGGACCAGGUUGGGGCAGGCCUGUAUUAGCAUUAAUAUAGUGUUUUCUUUGCCCGCAAGAUGCCUGAUUACGUAUUUUACCAUUAUUUCUUCCCAAGCUAUUGAAUUAUAUUGCUACUCUUAAAUUUUUUUUUUCUAAUUUUUAUCCCAUUUUCUCCCCAAUUUACAAGGCCAAUUACCAAACCAAACGAGUGCUGAAUGUUAAUAUACACAGAUUUCUCUCCUGAAAACGUCUAUUUAUAAGCUUAGAUUCACAAAUUUCUCCUGCAUUAAGACCGGAGCAUUAGCAUUAGUAGCGGCUAAUGCCGUCCGACAGCGCUACACUGAGGAACUACAGUCCAACAUACUCCCCUCUAAAGGGUGAAAGAGCUAGCGUGGGUAGCGGAUAAUGCUAAUGCUGCUCUAGCAGUGCUAGCCGGGGUUAGCAGCAGGCUACAGGUUGAUAAUACUCACCUCUGAACAGAAAAAUUAUGAUUAGCAGAUAAUGCUAAUGCUACACCAGCCCUGGUGCUGAAAAACUGAACUGAAACUCCUGUAUAAAGCUGUACUUCAGCGGAGUGGCUGGUAAAAUUCAUACACAAGGUGCACUGGAUUAUAAAGUGCACUGACCCCUUAUAAUGCAAAAAUACAGUAGUGUUUUUUUAUAUAUAGAUACAAUUUCAUUCCCAUUCCAUUAGCUAAUGAAACUAAAAUACUAAUCAAUUAAAACACUAUAAAAGCUUUAAAUAAGUCAACGUAGGCUAGUUUUAUCUUUAACGUGCAGCACAGAGGAUCUUCCAAGACCAGGGUUGGGAACCUUUGGAUUAAAGCAGAGGCUUAGGCUGUCAAAGAGCCUCAGUGCUCAACUUUUACAGAAUAUACAUUUAAUUAACAACUACAGUCAGAUGUGUAUUUGCGAACUGCACGUGUGGAAUCUUAUUCGUAAUCCAGUCCCAUUCUUGGACUGAAAUGAUGAACUGUAACUGUGUCUUUCUGUUUUUUUUUCUGUUUAUAUGAAAGUGUUAAUAAUAAGAAUAAUUCUUAUUUUCUGUAAUCUUGUAAUCUUAAAACAGCCCUAUAAAGAAAUACAAUAUGGGUAUGAAAGUUGACAUUUAAUUUCCAAUGUUUUCAGCUGUUUUCUAACCAGAGGGUUAAUCUGCUUAAGCAAAGGACUGUGGGUAGAACGUCUGGAAUAUUAUUACCUGGAAGUGGGACUACAAACAUUUCUUAUAAGUAUUUUAGAGAGGACCAAAGUUUCUAGCUAUAACAAUUCAAGAGAUUGUGAUCUUAUUUUUCUACUUGGGCUCAUGUUUAAGGUUCCAUAAAACCCGACACAUUCCAUGCAGUGUAUGCUAGUGGUUUCCAGUUCACAGUGUUUAACAGAUGAAUACUUUAAGGUUUCUUGUAACAGCACAGGGCAGGGGCUACAGUGUAAGUCUGGUGCUUUGGCUUUUAAUUUGUCCCUCAGUUUAAGGUGAAUAAAGUAUAAUAAAGUUUGAUUAGUGUCAGCUUUCAGUUCAAUCAGUUAUUCUUCAAGGCCUUUCUACCUUUGUUGAAUACAAGUGACCCACAGGGUGUUUUUUUUUUUACAUGAAUGAGAUCGAUUUGAUUGCAAUCAGAGUCUAAUGAUGUAUGUUUAUGUAACUGCUUAUUUAAGAACCGCUUGCACAAUAUGAUAUAUGCAUAUAAUAUUCUAAUACGAAUAAAUGAUAAAUGUAAUUGUGAUAAUCUGAGGUCACCAAAACUUGCUUUGGAUCAUAAAGAGCUUGCUGAACCUAUUUAACCCUUUAACAUCCUGCAAACUUUUUUGGUAGAGCAAUAUUUAAUUUACUAGGAAGCUGUGUCUUUUAAAAGUACCACCACACAGAGUUACUAACAUACUAAGUCAUUAUUUUUAGAUAGCAAGUCAUUUUUUUGAGAUACUAUCUCAUUAUUUUAAGAUACUAAGUCAUUAUUUUGAGCUAGCAAGAGUGUUUGCUUUUGAAAAAAAAAAAUUCUUUCAAAAUGAUGACUUACUAUCACAAACUCAUGAGAUAGUAUCUCAAAAUAGUGACUUACUGUCUCAAAAUAAUGACAUACUAUUUCAAAAAUAAUGACUUAAUAUCUCAAAAUAGUGAGAUAGUAUCUCAAAAUAAUGAGAUAACAGGUCAUGUAAUGAUAUGACAAAAAGUUAGUUUUUUUUUUUUUUUCAGGUGGAAGGGAUGGGCAUCCAUAGAGUUCAGCAACCAGUGCUAAGCAUUAGCGUGGUGUCUCUGCUAAUUAUGCCAAACCCUAAUGUCUUGUUUGAAGUGUACAAUUUAAUGACGUUGCCAAAUAGUAAGAAAUAGUGUUGUUAUAUUGAGUGUUUAAGGUGUUGAGAUGGAAAUUGGGACACUGGGAUACACUGAUCAUGUAUUUUAAUUGCUGGGCCCUGCUUUCACUUCUAUCAUAUAAGACAGUGUUUCUCCAUCCUGAUCCUGCACUCCUUCUCCAAUGACAGCUGAUCAAUUUAACAGAUCAUUAAUGAUCGGGUCAUUAGAUUAUCAUUAGAGGAAGUCGUUGGAGCAGACUGUGCAGGGUAGGAGGGAACAGGACCAGGAUUACGUUUUUUUGACUCAUGUUGCUGAGUUUGAGUUAGGUUCACAAUUUCAUUUCAGUUGAAAGGUGAAAUUGAAAAAUAUUUUAAUACUUUAGAUAUCCUGUUUAAUUAACAAUUUAUAUUUCAUGUUUAAUUAACAAUUUGCAAUUUUCUUUUGUAUGAAGCAGCAAAAACAUUGCUGGCAUUGAUGUUAAAGGGUUAAAUAAAAAAGCGCAAUAGAAAGUGUGAGGCCUUGAUAGUGAAGACUAGAAACACUCAGUUGCAGAGUGGCUUUAAUACGUAUUGGUAAAUUAUGGCUUUUGUUUAUUUGGUGUCCUGUAAUUAAAAUUAUUUAAACAUUACUAGGAAGAAUGAAUUUGUGUUGUAUAUGAUUUAUGCUUUUAUAAAAGUAUUUUCAUAUGACUGUGCUCUAGCUGUGCACCCCUGUGUCACUGGACGUGGUUCUGUUUUGCCUGUUUUCCUUCUGCAGAGAGAACUGCACCUUUAUGUAACUGAGGAGCCAAACGAAGCCACAGUCAGUGCUUAAUAUCCACUGUGUUGUGUAAUAAAUGGUGAUACAUGCUCCUUUAAA